Fomitiporia mediterranea MF3/22 is the source of this 6782-nucleotide messenger RNA. RefSeq lists its product as uncharacterized. The transcript is spliced from 15 exons. The coding region runs from base 78 to 6647 and encodes 2189 amino acids. NCBI's taxonomy places the organism in Eukaryota, Fungi, Basidiomycota, Agaricomycetes, Hymenochaetales, Hymenochaetaceae. Gene Ontology annotation, biological process: 5S class rRNA transcription by RNA polymerase III; transcription initiation at RNA polymerase III promoter. The record is from RefSeq and is a predicted model, not a curated record. Gene Ontology annotation, molecular function: DNA binding. Gene Ontology annotation, cellular component: transcription factor TFIIIC complex.
CUUGUCCUAAUUUAAGUCACCCAAACCAAUACACAAAAGAACAUUCUUGUGGAUUGUGCAAGUUCCAAUUGACCAGCAUGGACGAACUACUACGUCACUGCCUUCAAGAAUUGGCCUUCGAUGGUGACCUAGGAUGCAACGCUUUCCGUUUGCGCGACUUUGUUCAGGACUUCUAUUCGUCUCGAAGUUCUAUGCAGCAGAACUUGGAUGACUCUUACCACGCAUUUGUCUGGACGCUGGUUUCGCAGCACCCGUCUGUCCGAGUUGGUAUAGUCCCGGAUGACCAGAACGUUGAGGUCAAAAUACCUCCACAGCCAAGAGUUUCGAAGAAAGGGAAGAGUACCCAGAAUGACGCGCAAACUGAGGGUUUGCCAGCAGCCUCACUUGAGACGAUUCCAGGCGCGAAUAUGCGCUCAUUGGACGAGCUUGUCAGAGAAUACGGGGAAAGGCUUAGGAUUGCUGUUGACCCGGAGAUGUGCUUUGUUGCGGUGACUGGCUCUCAUGCGAGGCCUGCCAAGCUAACUCCAAUGGUAUACGCUUCCCUACAAUUAAUAGCCCGUGCCCGUGAAGCUGGAAUUAGUGUCCUCGAGCUUGGCAGGACUACUGGUUAUGACCAAAAGACCUGCUUCUAUGUUGUGAAGCAACUCCGUGAUCUAGAUCUCAUUGUGAAGCUCAGACGCGGCGGGAACAGCCAGAACUUUUGUGUGCACAAGUACGUUUUUGAUCGUAGUUCAGCUUGGAAGAAUGUCCGGGAAGAAGAGUUGCGCGCUCAAGAAGAGUCAGCUGAAGCCGACAGGCAGGACAGCAAUAUAACAGGAGCAGGAACUGGGUCUCUUCAACUUCCGCAUUUCGACCCAAUCGACACUAGACAUUUGACAAGUCUUAACAUUCUGCGGCAACGGCUUACUAAACUCCUGAAGCAUUCACUCAACUACACCCAACCGUAUGCCAAUAUUUCCAUGAAAAUCGGUUUCCGCCCGCGGUCUCGGACAGACAGGCGAUUCUUUAUUGCUCGAUUGAAAGAGCUAAUAAAUGAGGGGGCGAUUGAGAAGUUCUUUAUGACGAGCCAGAACCCCGACACUACACAGAACAAGCAGCUGUACAUUCGAUUAGCUCCUUCAGAUCGAGCUGGCAGUGUAGCUGCUUCUGAAAAGGGUGUCAAGAUUGCAGAUGAGGAGGAGGAUAUGAUAGACAAUCUGGUGACUGACGACGGACCUGAACAGGCACAAGUGAAAUGUACUUUGACACUUCAUAGGCAAAUCCUUGACGCUCUCCAAGAGUCUGGAACGACUGGUGCCACUUUAAGCGAUUUAUGUGACCAGCUUGGAUCGUUUGACAAGAGAACAUUAGAACUUCUUGUCUCACGUAUGGAACGUCAGGCGCCUCCACCGCAUUUGGCAGAUUUGAGUAUAGUCCAGGUCCUCGAAACGCAUGGGAGGGAACGGCGAUACCGAGUCUUCGUCCUAAGUGCUUAUUCUGAGCUCGUAACCCGCGAAGGAUUUGAAACCCCGUCAACUCCCUACUCACUCGAAGACUUAUCUAAGGCAGGCGGGUUCUUGGAAACAAAUGAAAGCGAUUUUUACGAGACCCGCGACGACCUCCGUGCCUUCUAUAAGGAAUGGAGCGGAGCUAGGGUGCACAGGCUGAGUGUCUUCGACGAUGGAGGAGGCAAAGCGCAGAAAGGAGCCAAAAAUAAGCUUACCGAAGACGGUACUGGCCAGUCACAAAGAGCAUCAAAGAAGAAGUGGACGAAUCCUAUCCUUCCAGAUGGCACGAGGAAAAGAGGAAGGCCGCCGAAGAAUUCAGACGCUGCUUCUGCUGCGCGACAGGGAAAGAAGGCCAAGAAAGACGCCACUGUUCCCCCUCAAAGCUCGGAAGCCGUAGAAGCUGACUCCCUUAACCAGGCAGCGACAAGUGUAUCUGGUGCAACGUUGGGAAGAGGAGUUAAGCGUAAAAGGGGAGAGGCUGAAGAGCCUGGAAUGAUGACUAGCACCUCUGGGCGUGAAGCGGAUUCGGCAAUUGUGCCUUCUCAAGGUUCGUCUAAAAUCCCGCAAAAGCGCAAAAGGGGUCGUCCACCGAAGCAAAAACCUACGACUGAAGUAGGGGUUGAGAGAGAUGAGAGGGACACAACAGAGGUACUGGCGUACCCGUUAGGGUCUACGACUUCGUUGCCCGAUGAAAUGCAUCCAGAUAGUAUCGGACAAGUCUCUCAAGCAGCAGGUGGAUCAGCAUCUCCUGGUGCCAGUACCUCUACGCCGGUUCCUGAGAAUCAUAGCCACCAGCAUCCUUCUGGAGAGUCAGAAAGCGUUCUAAGACCACAAACGAUAUCAGAUAAUGACCGCCUUGCCCCCCAGUUCGAUUCCCGUGCAUACCAUUCGACUAGCCCAGGAGUUACUGAGGUAGAUACUGCAGCUAGACUCUUGAUGGUACCGGAACCUUCAUCGAACGACUUAAUGGGUCAAACAGGCGGUAUAGAUGAAGUCACAAGGGCUAUUGCAUCGUUGGCAGCCCAGAUCAAUGACUCUAUUUCGUCUUCCCUGCCAUAUAACGAGGGCGAAGACAGUUCGGAAAUGCAUUUGACGGUCGUACAGCCUGUCAAAGCGGACGGUAAAAGCAAAGGCGGUGAAAGUAUGAUCAAGUCUGACGCUCCUGACAUAGUGGAAGGAACCGGGACGACAGGAAUGGUGACGGUUGCAGAGAACUCGACUGCAACACAUGCGCCUUCUGCACCGGACAACCUUGAGAAUACAGAUCCAUCGGCAUUGGUUUCAACUCAAAAACGAAUGAAAGGGGCUUCCGGUGAUCGCGAACGAGCUAACCUGUCGGCGAUGCGCCGCGAGAACGAGCUUGUCCAGCUGAUCGAGAAUUUGGGUGGGAUAGUAAACACGUCCACAAACGAAUUCCAAGCAGCAUACCUGGACUUCAUAGAAACUAUCAUCAAGGCAGGGGAAGGUGCCAGUGCUCCAGUUGGUACGAGGAUGGAUAAACGAACGCUGAGAUACAGUCUCGAUAAACUCGAAGCGAGUGGUCGAAUUAAGGUCUUUAAUACCAGUAUUCCAUACAUAACGGGCGGACAUCGCAAUGCGAAGAUAGCUUACUUGCCGACGGUGUCCGAGGAACGUCUACACGCAUACAUCGCUGAGCAUCGAAACGCUGGGAUAGUUGUUCCGCGUAGACAGGAGCAGAUCCGAGAACAAGCGAAGAAGGAAAUAGAAGAGGAUCCAAACAGUCCGCUUGGCCUUGCGCAUCGUUGGCUAUAUUUGACCAAUGCACACGAAAUAUAUCAAGAGCGAUGGCAUAGGAAUGUGGACCGAGCUCAGCAACUGCUUAGCCACUCUGACGAUGUUAUCCGGGAAGCAAUGCUUAUGGAGAAGCAGACUUUAUCACAACAGUACGGAUAUGUAACUGGAAAGGUCGCGCGCGCUCGGGAGCUGCAUCUCGGAUCCAUUGAACUCUUGGAACGUGAAAAUAGGUCUUCUUUCAUUAUAUCCCGUCAGCAUCGAAUCGUUGGUUGGCAAUUCUUCGAGAACGACAUAACCUUGGGUGUGUACUGCGCUUGCGUCUCCUCGACCGUCUUCCGUGAGGACAUUAGAGAUGCUAUCGCGACAACCGAAAGACGAAACAAACCGGUUAAAGACAUUCCUGACGAGUGGAAGCAAGCCUUGCAGAUUGGCAGAGCGAGAUCACGCGAGCGAAUUUCCGACUUGCUGGACUAUCUUUACUCGUUGAAACUGGUGGUUCCUCUUAGGCGAACAGAACGAGACGACUCUUCCAAAGUCCGAGACCCCAAAGCUGACGGAAACCCAGACUCUAAUGAUUUUGAACCUCUUCCUAGCGACUGGGCAUCCAGGAUCCCCGUAAUCCGACCUGAAUAUUGGCAAUUCUGCACCAACGCUCCUUUAUAUUUCUUUGCUCUUCAGAAAGAUCCUGCGCCUUUCUGGAAGACAGUCCCGACACUUUCCGGAACUGAAGCCGCGACAUUCUGGGAGGAGCUUAAGGAAGCUUCCUUGAACAAGAAACGUGCGGAAGAAGCUCAACACGAACUUUUGGCGUCCACGGUGCUUCAUGAUCCUUACAGCGGGGAGUACCGCGUUGCUAUCGCUCUCAGACGCUCAUCAUCAUGGACUUCAGAAUAUACAUUUUCGUGGUAUCAAGUACAGUAUCUAAAGCAAUUUAUCAACGUCCGCACUGGUAGCACACCGCUCGAUGAUGACGAACAAGGGGCAAGCCAUCUCGAAAGGAUAAGCCAUGUUAUAUCUGCACCGAUCGAAACUGUAAAAGCUUAUUAUGAAUCGUCUCGUGCAUCGACACAACGGGAUAUUGACAAGAUGAAGCAGAAGCAAAAGAAAGAGAAAGAGGAGAAAAAGGAGGCCGAGAUGAAGUCGCUUCUAGCACGAAAAGGCUUAGAAGCUAUCCGUAGUAGGGAAGCCGCGUGGGACGCCAUGGUAGAAAGGGUGCAUCCUGGACUAGUUAAAGGUGUUGCAGCAGGACGUCUUCGUAGACUCCGACAAUCUUAUGUUCGAGGCAACGUUGUACAAGACACUCAUCAGUGGGAGGUGCAAAUAUCUGAUGCGAUAAAGGCAGCUGAGAAGAUGAGGAGCAGCCGCAAUUUAUUCUCGAAAGCUCAGGUCGCUCGUGAAUUUGACAAAGCAAAACUUGGACCUCAUGCCACUAUCACUACCCCAGGCGUGUCCGUCGAAUCGCUCAUUGAUAUGCAGAAGGACCUGGUCCAUGAAAGUGGAAGAGACGAUGGUAGCGAAGUUACUGCUCCUACAAGUAGAAGCAAGAGUCAAAGGGACAAGGGCGCUGAAUAUGGGCGAAAGCGCCGCCAAAGAUUCCAAUGGAGUGCGGAAUACGACGAAUUGCUCCGUGACGCCUAUGUAAUCCUGCGUGCGCGCUGUCGAACUCAUUACAGGCUUGAAUGGACUGCUUUGGACCAGGUGUUCCCUUCCCUCCGGAAGAAUAGUGUUCGGGCGCGAUUGUUAGUCUUGAAGGAGCAACCUGGAGCGGAGGCAUAUUUACAUCGACUGGAGAAUUGCUGGCAUGACCUCUGGAUCAAGAACCGAGGCACGCCAGAGCUUCCGGACAGGAAUCCACAAAACCCCACCGAGUUCGAUCUUAAGGCACAUUUGGAAUAUUUGCGAGAGCAUGUGGAUAAGAACUCGAUACGGGUUGGUGUUUCUGCCCUUGAGGAAAAGGAGUACACUCCUUUAUCCGCGAGCAUGGAAGACUUCGUUUCAUCAUGGGUUGUGGAGGAACGAAAAGCGGCUCAUGACUCCUGGGAUUUUUUAACAAACUAUGCCUUAGGCGAAGAAGCUCGAGAAAAGCUGGUCUUGGAAAGCGCCUUCGUUGUGGAAAAUGUCGACCCUCCGAGCAAUGUCUCUCACUCCGAUCAGCUGAGUCUUGCGGAGUCUGCUUUGAAGAUGGUUAUCGGAACUCCCGACGAAUCGUAUGAUUCUAAUCGAGCUGCUGCGUUGUUACAUGGAAUAGGAGAAGAUGAAAUCUCAACAGCGAUGGAAAACUUGUUAUCGAGAAACGUGUUCUCAAAGAUGAACCGGGACCCAAGUCGACUGGUGCCUGGACGCACGGUCAAGAUAUCAGAGAUGAACCAGAAUGCUCUCAGUGGACCCAUUUCGAAGGACCUUUUUCUUGACGCCUCGCAACUGGAGGAAUCUUUUGAAGCAGCCAAGACCGACCAGUGGGAAUGGCCAUUCACGGCCACUGACGGGGACACGGCUGCAAUACUCCAGCUGUUUUCAGAUCAUAGAGCAGAAUUCGAAGUCGAUACCUCUCGCGCACAGGCUGCUCGUCCUGCUGUAGAAGGCAAUAGUAGGAAAGUCGACGAUGAUGACAUCGAACUAGGCGUGCAAAUCAAGUUGAGUGGGAUGGCGAGUUGCGAAAGCGAACAAGCGCAGUUGAACGACGAACCAGACUCGAUUGAGAUUGAAGAUACGCCUGGUCACGGAGCGACGGUGCUUGGUGAACAGGCUUGCUGUGGUAUCUGUUCAGACGGAGUCGUGGAUUGUUUGAAAUGCAUCGAAGAUGCGCAAACGCAGCUAAACAGCUUCUCGGAAAACGAUAAACAUAUUGCGGAGUCCAUUGUCCAAAAUGUUGAUGCUCGGUCAGAGCGUGGCAUCACGAUUGAGGAGCUAAAAGGUAUCGUUGCUGCUGCGGACGGAUCGCUAGCGAGCAUCAUUCACCAGCUGCACACAUCACGCGUGCCUCGAGUCUAUGUAACUGGUUACGACUCGACAUUUGUCGUAUCCGCGAAGUAUAUCGGUUCUUGGACGAUCACGCUACCAGGAGAAGACGGCCCUCUGACAAAAGUGUUCCCGAGGCGAUGGUUGGACAUAACUGGAGACCGCAUCUCGAUGGUUUGGGAGGCGGGCCUUCGGGCUGUUGUUGGGCUUGUUCAUUUAAGACCGGGUAUAUCUCAGGCGGAGCUUCGUUGGAGACUGAGGGCAGUGUAUGACCGCCGAGAAGUUAUCGACCUACUGAACCAUCUGAUGUCGAGCGGGACGCUGAAAGUUUUUCACGGAGGAUCCUGGCAACGACAGAAGAGUGUGUGCAUUGAUGCGCUAACAAAGGACGAAGAAACGACAGUAUUUUGGGCAGUGAACGAGGACAAACGAUGGUACCAUAUCUGACGGUUCCUGCGAUUUGUUUUUCGGAAGAGUGCAUAGUAAGGAAGUUCAACAAGAAGUAACCACACGCUGUCCAACACUUGUAGUUAUUCAUGUCAUUUAUUUUACAAUGUUUGCUUCCGUGUGGGAGGCGAGGCA